Notechis scutatus (mainland tiger snake) is the source of this 3191-nucleotide messenger RNA. It is a transcript of the gene BNC1, whose product is annotated as basonuclin zinc finger protein 1. The record is from RefSeq and is a predicted model, not a curated record. Lineage: Eukaryota; Metazoa; Chordata; Lepidosauria; Squamata; Elapidae. Gene Ontology annotation, cellular component: nucleus. Gene Ontology annotation, biological process: regulation of transcription by RNA polymerase I.
CUCUGCCUCUUUUACUUGUACAGACAAGAAUGUUUCCUGGUGGCUCUUUGUAUAACUCACAGCGGAGGGGAUGGGAAAUACUUGUAUAGCUCUCCAAACAUAUGCCGAGUAAGAAUGUCGGAGGCCAUCCGAUGCACUCUGGUAAAUUGUUGCUGCCAGUGUUUUAAGACUGGAAAAAUAAACCAACGGCAGUGUGACCAGUGUCGGCAUGGAUGGGUAGCUCAUGCUUUAAGUAAACUAAGGAUCCCAAACCUAUAUCCAACCAGCCAAGUGGAAAUAGUCCAAUCCAAUUUAGUCUUUGAUAUAAGUAGCCUCAUGCUGUAUGGAACUCAGGCCGUUCCUGUCCGUCUCAAAAUCCUCCUAGAUCGUCUUUUCAGUGUCUUGAAGCAAGAAGAGGUCAUACACAUCCUCCAUGCUCUGGAUUGGACCCUUCAGGACUACAUACGGGGUUAUGUUUUACAGGAUGCGUCAGGAAAGGUCCUGGAUCACUGGAGUAUCAUGACCAGCGAAGAAGAGCUGGCUACCUUGCAGCAAUUUCUACGUUUUGGGGAAACCAAGUCCAUUGUGGAGCUGAUGGCCAUUCAGGAGAAAGAAGGGCAAUCCAUUACUGUCCCAACAACCACAGCCAGUAUGGAUAUUAGAGCCUUCAUCGAAAGCUGCAAUCAGAGAAACUCAAACCUUUCUGCUUCUUUAGACAAAAUGCACCCCAUCCACGUCCAUCACUUCGAAAAUGUGGUCAAUAACAUGGCGUUUAUGCUGCCCUUUCAGUUUUAUAGCCCCGUUCCUCCACCUCUGAUUGGUUCGCUCCCGGAGAGGCUCUUGAUGGAGUCCUCUCAAAAUCACAGCCCUGACUUAAAACAAGACGACUACGUGCCGUUUGCUGAAAACAGUUUCUUAACUUCCAACCCAUCAUUUCAACCAGAAAAGGAGAAGGGAGUCAUCAGCCCAGACCUCACUUUGAAACCGAAAGAGGACGUGUCACCAAGUGGUUUGAAAACUCAGACCGUGUCCUCCAAGCUGGAAGCAAGCCAGGUAUCUCAAGAAACUAAGAUGAAGUCAAUGGACAGAAAUGGUUCCGGAAUAAGGAAAGGGCGUGUUUUCUGUACGGCCUGUGAGAAGACCUUUUAUGAUAAGGGCACUCUGAAGAUCCACUACAAUGCUGUCCAUCUGAAAAUCAAGCAUAAAUGCACCAUUGAAGGCUGCAACAUGGUGUUCAGCUCGUUGAGGAGCCGAAACCGUCACAGUGCCAACCCCAACCCAAGACUUCACAUGCCCAUGAACCGAAACAACCGGGAUAAAGAUCUCCGCAAUGGGUUGUCCAUCCGAGGUCUGGAGGAGAACAGAUCACAGAUCUGCCACAUGCCUCCUGAUCACAGAUCAGUUCCUAUCUAUGGGAGUUCUGGUAUCGAUGCCAAAAUCCAACCAGGUUUUCACCAUAGCGGACACAACGGUGUCCUCUUCCCCAACUUGAAGACAGUGCAACCAGUGCUUCCUUUCAACCGCAGCCCGGUUACCCCAGCCGAAAUAGCAAACACACCAGGUACACUUCCUUCUCUACCUCUGGUUUCCUCGUCCGUACCUGAACCGCAGGGGUCCAGUGAGUUGCCCUUUGACCCAUUGCCUAAGAAAAAAUCCCGUAAGUCUAGCAUGCCGAUCAAGAUAGAGGCAGAAGAUGUCGACGCCACUAGCCCAGCUAAUGAAGUGGCCGGUUCAGAAGAUGAUGGGACUCCAAAGGCGGUAAGUGAAGGGCCUGUGGAGAUGGGGGUGUCUAGGAUAGGAAAAAAUACCAAUCAUCUCAUGGAAAAGCAAUCUCACUCAGAGGCGUUGGGGACGCCCGUUUCCAAGGUUGGAGGGCUCAAAACUGUGCAGGCUGUAGAGACAGAUAACCAGUGCACCACAAUGGACAAACUGCAUAAGCCAGACCAAGACAAAUCGCUAAGAAUAGCCUCUUGUGAACAUGCACCCAAUGAACACCACAAUGUGACCAAAGCAGCAUCUGAGCCCUAUAACAGCUACCUUAGAGAACCGUUGAAUUACAGGAUCCCAAUGAACAACUGGCCCGAACUGCAUUACCACUUGCUGAGUGGAAGCGGUUUCAGCACGCUAUCCAACCGGAGUGUGGCUUUUCCUGAGUUUGAAGCGUGUAAAGAGAUGGACCACGGCUCUCCACAGGCGCUGGGCCUUCCACAGGAGGAUGCCCGCUUUCGUUGCGACAUCUGCCUGAAGACCUUUAAAAACCCUUACAGCGUAAAAAUGCAUUUUAAAAACGUGCAUCUAAAAGAAAUGCACGCUUGCGUUGUGGAGGGUUGCAAUGCCGCAUUUCCCUCACGUAGAAGCCGAGACAGGCACAGCUCCAAUUUAAACCUUCACCAUAAACUUUUAACGAAAGAUCCUUUGGACAUCAACAAGAACCAUUUCAACACCAUCAAUCUCUUGAAGGACAUGGCCAAAGACGUUUGCCCAGAAGCCUGCUUGAAAGGACAUCUGGAGCAACACACCUCGGUCAUUUUCAAAAGCACCAACCGGACUGGCAGCUUGGUUUUCCCAAUGAGCACGAUCGCACAAGCCUGUCCCAAGAGCUGCAGGCAUGACCCCGUUGAGGGAGCCGUUCUGGAUCUGAGCACCACGUCUAAUGUUAAAUCCGAGAGCGGAACUCACUCCUCUUGGGAUUCGGACGGAAGCAGCGAAGAAAGCCCUUUGGAGGACAGCAACGAAAGCUGUGAAAGUAUUUGCUGGACGCCCAAUGAAGAGCUUUACCGAGACUGUUGCCCGGCAGAGGCCCCUAACCCGAAUUUCCCAACUGCACCUUCCGGCUUGCCGAUCACCUGUCACCUCUGCCAAAAAAGCUACAGUAAUAAAGGGACGUUCCGAGCCCAUUACAAAACCGUGCACCUCCGUCAGCUGCACAAAUGCAAAAUCCCAGGCUGCGAUACCAUGUUUUCUUCUGUUCGCAGCAGGAACCGACAUAGCCAAAAUCCCAAUUUACACAAGAGCUUAAGCAGGUCAUCCUACAGCCCCCUGUAACAGCUCAGUAUUUCAGAGUAUUUCAGUGGCUGUUGUGUUCUAUUUAUCAUUUCAGCUUCUCCUUCUUCUUCCCCACCCCCCACCCCCUUAUUAAGUAUUAGAAAGAGGCACAAUUUCAUUUACUUUUCCUUACACCCUGUUCAAAAUACGAGGUGCGAUUCCACUCU